This is a messenger RNA of Danio rerio (zebrafish), 1672 nucleotides long. Its product is annotated as zgc:174935. The record is from RefSeq and is marked validated. Lineage: Eukaryota; Metazoa; Chordata; Actinopteri; Cypriniformes; Danionidae.
ACUCUUUCCUAGCACUGCUUCUGUGAACAGGGAAAUAGAGUUUAAAAAACACAGCAAACCUGGAAUAAAGCGAAUUUAGUGGUAUAAGGAAUUACACAGUCUUGAUCAACUGACAAAAUAGUUAAAAAUCUAUUGCUGUUAAUACCAGAGAUAAUUAACAGCGUUUGCUUUACAAUUAUGCCGUUUUGUGGGUAGGCAUAGUUUCUGCAACAAGUAACUCUGAUCAUCUGGACACCUGCAUGAGAGAAACAGAUUCUGAAUCCCAGCUACCUCUUGAUUCCUCAACCAUGAAGUUUCCUGCCUUGCUUUUGGGAUUUGUCCUGGUGUGUAGUCUGGGCAUUGCUGGCUACAUCCAUACCAGGCGUAAGCAGGAACUGCAACUGAGCAAACAGGCAUCAUUUAUAGAUAUUAAAUUCAGAGUGACCAGAGAUGUGCUUGGAGAAUAUCAAGAUCAGUUGAUUCAGUUCAGCACACAAAUGGACAAGACUAAGACAGAGGUGGACAAUCUAACCAAAGACCUGGACCAAGCAAAGACAUCAGUAAAUAAGAAAAAGGCUGACAUUGACAACUGUAAAGGAGACAAGAAACGAUUGACUGAUGAAAUAGCAGCUGCAGUGUCAGAGGAAAAGCAUAAACAGGAUGAGUUUGUGAAAGUGAAGUCUCAAUGGACAACAGAAAUUGAUUCCCUACAUAAGCAAUUGGAGCAGGAUAGCACACUUUGCAAGUACAUUGACAAGGCGUCUGAAGAGGGAAAGAAACUGUGUAAAAUAAAAGACCCUCAAAAUGCAGAGCCAAAGCCUAAAGGACCAGAGGCAGAAAAUCCUAAGGCAGAGGAAGCGAAAGCUGCACCAAAAGUGGACGAACCCAAAGCUGCAAUACCAGUGGAACCCAAAGUUGAUCAGCCAAAACCUGAUGAAAAUCCAAAUGUUGCUGUGGAGUAAAAAAAUAAUAAAUAAAUAUAUAAGUUAAAGGAGCAUAUAUUGUUUUUUCAGGGAUUUAAAGAACAAUACUACAUCAGCGUCUACUGGACAAUUAUAUAGGAAGAUUAACUAAACUGGAACAUCUUGCUUGGGUUGAUCUUCAGCAUUCCGGUUUUUCACCUGAGCACACCCAAACUUUGAUCUGAGGUUUGACUGAUGACAUCACAUCAUACACCUGUUUUUUUUCCUGACAAAUAAAUAUUUAUGAGGAAAUUGUCUGCUUUACCCACAAUUAAAUUAUGAAAAUGAAAAGAAACUGUUUUUCUAUAAAAAAAAUUUUUGUUAAGGAAAAAUCUGUCAGGUGUCUUUUCUUUCAUUUGUGUUUGUUAUUUUAUAAUUUUGUUCUUUUUUGUCCAUUACAGUGACAUUUUAACCCUCCCUUAGGCUCACGCAUACAUUCCCUUUUUGUAUCGACCAAUGCAAAAGCUUUGACCCUCUUACUGUCACUCCUAAUCAUCCUCACUCUGUUGCUUCAGUUAUUGACAAAAACAAGUGCAACCAAUCAGAUGCUUCACUGGGAUGGAACACAGAAAUUCUAAGAGUUAUUUACUCUUCAGCCUCCUUUAUGUUAGUUUCAGUUUUUGCAGGAAAUACCUUGAUGUUAAAAUGAAGUUAGACAUUGGUUGGACACUUUUUAUUGUUUUCUUCAAUAAUUAAAUAUGUAAAUAAAUAAUUAAAUGUUUAUUUUCCAG